AAUGAUUAUUAUAAUAAUGAUAACAAGAAAAAUAAUAAUAAUUACUUUAAUAAUUACUUUGUACAGCAAAGUAAAAGCACAAUUCCCAGAUGAUUGCAAGGAUAUCAAUUUUGAGUUUGUAAAGAACUGUUAUGGGACACAAGCCUCGAUUAGCGAAUGGAGUAAAAAUUUAUGGCAGCAUACUGUUGAAAUCUAUUGCAUCCACCACCACUGUCUAUGUUCGUUUAUUUGCUGAUGACUGUGAUGACUCCGAGUUUGAUAAAAGCCCUUUUGAAUUUGAUGAAAAGAAGUUAGAAAAAGAAGAUGACCCAAGUGUUAUACUUCAUGAUGCUGAUAAGACUACUGCAGUUGACAAGAGGGAAACUAUUGACCUUACUGAAGAUAAGGAGUUUACAGAAAUAGAUGUAAUCACCCAAGAGAUCAUAAAUCACUGUGUAAAUGAUGUGCAAAACCCUGUUGAAAUACUAAAGUAUGCUCAAGGGAAGAUUCUAAAUGGUAGACCAUUGGAGACAGCAGAUGUAUGAAUUGAAAUAGAAGGGGAAACCAAUUUUAUUCUGGUUGACAGAGAGAAUUUACUGGAAUCGGUAUUUGAGGAAAUAAGCACAAUAAGUAACUUCAGGUUACCAUUUGAAGUGAACUUUAUUGGCGAGGCUGCAAGGGACUUUGGAGGCCCUAGGAAGGAGUUUUUUCGAUUGAUGCUGAUUGAGAUUAAAGACAACCUUUUUGAAGGUGGAGUGUUACGGGAAGAUUUUUCUGAAGAAUACAAGCCAGCUGGCACUGUAAUGGGGCUGAGUGUUCUUCAGAAUGGUAAAAAUCCUCAAUUCUUCCCUGAAAACAUUCUUAAAGAACUAGCAAAUGGCGACACAUCAUCAUCAUGUGUAAGAAAUCUCAUGAGAGGGUUUCGUAAAGUUGGUGUUCUCCGGCUAUUGAUGAAACUACCCACUUUCAUGUAUCUCUUCAUUCCAAGUGAAGCAAGUGCUCUCAGUGUGAAGAAGCUUGCUAAUCUUCUCACUCCUAAAUUCUGUGAGGAAGGCUCAAAUGCAAGAAAAUACUAGAAGGAAGUAUAUGCUGCAUUUAUUCGUUACAUUAAAGAAGUUGCUGCUGGAAGGAGAGUGUCAGGAAAUAACACCCUUAACCUUGGUCAUGUGCUGCAGUUUGUGUGUGGAACAGAUGAAGAACCUACACUAGGAUUUGUUUUAUCACCAGAAAUCAAUUUCAUUGAAUGUGGUGAUGCAUUUAUGCCCACAGCCAAUACAUGCAUAAAUGUUCUCAAUCUACCCAUCCCAAGCUACUCCAAACAGCUUCCAGGUGACGAGUUUUUGUUCAACCUUUAUGACUUGGCUUUCAGUAGUUCCUACUUUGGUGUUGUAUAAUUUUACAAAAACUGUGGGCUAGGAAAAAAAAGGGGGAGAUCGACUGUUUGUUAUCAAGGGAACAUGUUUUGAAUCAUGGUUUUAACCUUUUGCAUGUUAACAGUUUGUUCUAACUAAAAACAUUGUCAUAAUAACACCUUUGGUUGUGGUUUCAUAUAUUUACAAAGUUUUAAAAUUUGUUA
Messenger RNA from Stylophora pistillata, 1555 nucleotides. RefSeq lists its product as uncharacterized. The record is from RefSeq and is a predicted model, not a curated record. Gene Ontology annotation, molecular function: ubiquitin-protein transferase activity. Lineage: Eukaryota; Metazoa; Cnidaria; Anthozoa; Scleractinia; Pocilloporidae.